Molecule: messenger RNA, 521 nt
Organism: Rotaria sp. Silwood2
Lineage: Eukaryota; Metazoa; Rotifera; Eurotatoria; Philodinida; Philodinidae
Source: the annotation of a GenBank genome assembly
AUGGCACCGUUAUUAAACGUACCAACAUCAAUUCGUGAAGAUGACAUUAAUUGUUGUAAUAAGCAAGAAUAUGUCGAACACAAAGAAAAAGAAAAUAUAGGAAGUGAUGGUGACCUUAUAUUUGGAGCAAUAGAUGAUGAUAAUUCUUCAAGAGAGAAAUUCAAUGAAAAAUCAUCCUCUAUUGAUGAAGGUUGUCAUCUUUGUAUUGAUGGUGAAUGUACAAACUCAUCAAUAAGUGUAGUUGAUGAUGAAUGCGAUAAUAUAUUACCAAUCACUGAAGGCGAUCGACUAUUUAAUCUUGUUAUUCAUCUUCAAUCAAUUAGUGGAAAACAUUCAAAUGAACAAACUGUUGGUAUGUCUAAUUUUCGUGUUAAACAUCGUUUACGUCAUCGUUCAAGAAUGGAUUCUUUUGGACAUUGGAGAGGAGCAAUGAAAAAAGCUUGUCAACUUAAAGAUCCAUGGGAAGAUUUUGAAAUUGAUCAUUAUCCAGAAGAAAUCGUUAUACGUCAUGAGUUUGAACC